Molecule: messenger RNA, 4193 nt
Organism: Myotis lucifugus (little brown bat)
Lineage: Eukaryota; Metazoa; Chordata; Mammalia; Chiroptera; Vespertilionidae
Gene: SOWAHB
Product: sosondowah ankyrin repeat domain family member B
Molecular function (GO): protein binding
Source: RefSeq, a predicted model, not a curated record
GGCAGGAGGCGUCGCCAGGGCGCAGGUGAAACCGAUUCCGGCCUCUCCCGGGAACUCUCGCCGCCGGGACUCCCGGCGAGGGGCCCCGCAGCCAGCCGCCCUCUCCCACCCGGGCUGCGCGCGGGGACUCCGCCGGGGGGCUUCUCCCCCCCGAGAUCCGCGGCCCUUUGGCGCGCUCGGGGCUGCCAGCCGCGCCGGCGUCUGCGGCUGAUGGAGGCGGUGGCGCCGCCCCGAGUGCAGGUGACACUGGCCAGGCCGAGGUUUCGGCGGGCGGGAGAGCGACGGACACUCGGGGACCCGGGGGCGACCAGGCAGCGAUGGCCCGGGAGUUGAGCCAGGAGGCACUGCUGGACUUUCUGUGCCAGGCCGGGGGCCGAGUGACCAACGCCGCCUUGCUGAGCCACUUCAAGAGCUUCCUCCGCGACCCGGGCGCGUCCCCCGGCCAGCACCAGCGCCGCCGCGAGCUCUUCAAGGGCUUCGUCAACUCGGUCGCCGCAGUGCGCCAGGACCCCGACGGCACCAAGUACGUGGUUCUCAAGAAGAGGUACAGGGACCUUUUGGGCGAGGAGGGGCUGCAGCGACCCCGAGACCCGCCCGCGGCCGCCGCCCCUGCAGGGGGAGCUGCGCCCUGCUCCCCGCCCGCCGCGCGCCCGGGGGAGGCGCCGCGCCAGCCUCGGCGGCGGCGGGGGAAGGAGCGGGAGGAGGAGCCAGCAGGUGCCGCAUCCCCGGCGGCUGAUCCAGGUUGCAAUGGACUCUCCGCCAGCGGCUCCCGGGAGGCGGCCCGGGUAGGCGGCGGCCGAAGACGCGGCUCCUACCCCAGGGCGCCGGUGUCCGCGGUUGCGGCGGCAGCUGCCCAGGUCGGAGCGAAAUGCGCAGCGCCGUAUACCCAGGUCCGCUGCUGCUGGGAAUGUCUCCAGAACGGCCUGGGGGGACUCCCGGGCGAGCCGCCGGCGGUCCAUCCACCGACCCCGUCCACCGUUCGGGAGGAGUCGGCGCGGGCUUCCCCUGCCCCAUAUGACCUCAGGGUUCCCAGCCAGCAGCUGGAGACGCUCCCCCCCGAGCCCGCGCCGGUACCCGCCGCGCCCCUCUCGCCUCCUCCAACCGUCGAGGCUACUGGGAGCGGGGCUUCCCCGCCUGCCCUCCUGUCCCGCUGUCCUCCUCCCGGAGACCGGCCGGAGCUGAUGACCCCGGGCGACCUCCAUCAUUCCAGGCAGCAGCUGCAGCAGCAACACCAGCAGCAGCGCACUCGGGAAUGGGUGGCCAGACAUCCCCACGCGCCCGAGGCCCGGGACCAGGGCCCCACCAGAGCCUGGUCAGUGCUGCCGGAGAACUUCCCCUUGGAGCUGGGCUUCGGGGUCCCAGAACCUAACUCAGCGCCCGUAGACCCUCCCGUUUCCCCUCAUUCUCUCUCUCCUGCUGCUCCGGAGGCCUGGCCCGGGAACCCGCCCUUGGCAGUCUUUCGCAGCAUUCGUUCUCAGCUGUCCCUCCAAGAACUGGAUGACUUUGUGGACCAGAACAGUCACAGCAGCGAGGAGAGCAGCAGUGGGCCCAAAGAGUCCCCUGGGGGUUCUGAAGAGGGGCUGCACAUCGCCCUAGGAACCCCAGAUCGGAGAAAGCUCAGGAAUUCAGCUGGCGGCCUUUCUCCGAAGGAGGGCGACUGCAGCGGGAGCCCUCAGGGCCUCAGAAACCGAGGGGAUGGGCACGCCCCUCAGCAGGUUCCACCUGGGGCGAAUGGUCUCGCGGGCCAGCCCCAGGAGCCCUUGCCCUGGCCAGCUCCCAGGUUAAGGAGAUCCCUCAGGGUGAGCUCUCUGGCAGGGAGAGCCGCAUUGUACUCCUCCGAUGAGGAGUGUCUUGAGGAGGACUUGCUGAAAAGGAGCCGGCGCCCACCACGGUCCAGGAGACCCUCCAAGGCAGGAGCAGCGUCCAGCCCCAGGGUGGAUGCUGCGUUGACACCGAACCCUGCUGAUAUGAAGGCUGCUGUUGCUGCCAGGGGUCGGCUACACAGCGUGUGCGCCCCCGGUAGGCAGGCGCCUGCAGCCUUGGUCCCGCACAGACCCGAGCACAAGCCGUCUCUGGUGCCCCUGGAUGCCAGGGAGCAUGAAUGGAUGGUGAAGCUUGCCACAGGCUCUUGGAUUCGCGUGUUGACUUUGUUUUGGGAGGAUCCUCAGCUGGCUUUGCACAGGGACUUCUUGACUGGGUACACGGCUUUGCACUGGAUAGCCAAACAUGGCGACCUCAGGGCCCUGCAGGACUUUGUGGGGAGUGCCCAGAAGGCAGGGGUUGCUCUUGAUGUGAAUGCGAAGUCCAGUGGUGGGUAUACCCCUCUGCACCUUGCAGCCAUUCAUGGCCACCAGGGGGUCAUGAAAUUGCUGGUGGAAAGGCUGGCUUCGCGGGUGAAUGUCCGAGACAGCAGUGGGAAGAAGCCUUGGCAGUAUCUGACCCGCAAUACCUCUGGGGAAAUAUGGCAGCUCCUGGGAGGCCCUCGGGGCAAGCCUAUUUUUCCUGUCUAUCCCUUAGUCCGAAGCUCUUCCCCCACCAGGAAGGCCAAGAGCCGGGAAAUAUCUAGACAUAUCACCCGAAAGACUUCCCUUGCUGCACUACUCAAGAGUCAGCACCACAAGUGGAAAUCGGCCAACCAGUAUGAGAAAUUCCCCACUCCCAAGGAAAGAGAAGAGUACAGUGACUAAGGUGGACCCCUGUCUCCCACAUGCAGCCACUGCACCUCCAUCCUUGAGCUAGUCGGUGAGAGAAUUCAGGGGGAACAGAAAAACUGCCAAGGAGUUGGUAAAGAGAGAGAUCCAGUGAGACGGGCCUACCUAGUGUUUACCUGCCUGGAUUUUUUGUCAGCACAUCGUGGAUCUCAGGGGUUAUUCAAGCUUCCAACAGCUCAAGUCCUGGGGCCAGUGAGACCUGUACAAGGGGCAGAGCCACGUGCUUAAAAGCAGCAGGUGUUCUUCCUCUUCCCUGUCACCUCUGAGCACAGUGAGCCGCAUUGUUCUCUGUAGCAGCAGUACCAGGCCUUGGCUAGCGGGGACAGCUGUCUCACAAGAAGGAGGCACUUCCAGGAAUUGACAAAGCUCAAACAGAAUCCUCUCUGGCUGGUAGUUAGUUCUCUGGCUUCUCUUCAUUUGGAGAAUAAUUUGGCUGAGAGUGGAAAGCUCCAGAUUUGAAAUCAGAUGGCCCCUCUUUUCUUUUUUUUAAUUCUUUUUAAAAAUCUUUUUUCAUUCUUUUUCCCUCCCUCCCUCCCUCCCUCCCUCCCUCCAUAACUGCUUUCCUCCCUCCUCCUUUUCCCAUUCAAACCAGUGAAAUAAACUUAUUACCAGAGAGUAGAAUUUGAUUUAAGAGAUUCCUCAGCUCUGUCCUGGUUUUCCUUUGGAAGCUAAUGCAUGAAAUGGUUAGUGCCUCCUCUGGGUUUCUUCUCCACGAUCAGAGAAGUUGUUGGGGAAGAGCCAGUUAUGACUGAUAUUCAGGCCCUGUUUUUUUGUUUGUUUGUGCGUUUAAAUUGACCUAAGGGAAACUUUCCAAAUGUAAACACUGUUGGCUCAUUUGCCAAGUGACUGAAACCAGCUUUCAUGGAAACUCCCUAUGUUACAGACAGCAGAAUUAGCAUUAGUAGUUUUCGGUAGGUUUGAAUGGCCAGUGUUCAUACUCAUGAAAGGAAAAAACUGAUUUCUCUUUGGGGAAGCAGUGAGGGUUAAGAGGUAAACACCUCCCUACCAGGAAUUUUCAAAGCUGCUAAAUAUAAUUUUAUUUGCACUGAACUUGUUGCCAAUUAAGAUUAAAUAUUAGCCUGAAGUGCUGUUUCUAACAGGAAGCACUCCUUUUAAUCACUUGUGACAGGACUGAUCUUUGCGGAUCCAUGAAAUGAGAACAUCAAGAUUUCGGAAUAUAAAUUCAAAGAGGGCUGAAAAAUGAAAUGUCUAAGUAGAAAUUGUUAAUUUUUUAUGGAAAUGUUUUAAUGUGCUGUGGCAAUGAUGCUGUAUUUUAAAAGUAUUUUUGUAUUUCUUCUGGUUAUCUCCCCCCCAUUAAAAUUGAAAUAUCAACAAAUCUUUAUAAUUUAUUAUAUUUGUGCUGAUUACUGUUAACUUUCUUCUUUACAAAAUUGUGUCUCAGUGAAUGUCAAGUAUUUUUUGUUUGUAGUUUUACUUUAUCAUUGUGCUGAAAUAAAUAUAUCUCUGUUCUAUUAUAAACCA